AUGAAUUUCGAGAUUAAACUAAAGGAACCUACAACUCCGUCGGCUCCUGAAAAUUAUCUUAACCUCUUAACUAAUAUGCAACAUUUCGAGGGAAUAAGAGUACUAGUAUACUUAGACGAUUUCUUGAUAGCUCACCAGGACUACAAUGUACUCUGCAGGCAGGUUCAAAUUGUAUUAGAGCGUCUAAAAUAUUUAGUCUGGAGAAUCAACAUGGAAAAGUCGAUAACUGUUCCAACGAAAUCGCUCGUGGUUUUAGGCAUACACUGGAACCCAUGGCUCAACAAAAAGUCGAUUCCAGAGAGCAAAUCAAUACGGCUUCAGAAACUACUUAUAACCUUGAUAAACUCGGGCAUGACUUCAAUAAGUGUUCUUCAAAGCCUAAUAGGACUGUUAAAUUUCGUCAGCUUUGCUGUAACACAAGGCAGAUUACACUUCCGAAAUGCUCUUGUAUUCCUAAACAGGCAACUAAAGGAAUCGCUUGUACACGAAACUGUCAUUCCUCAAAAGGUAAAAGAGGAUCUUGUUUGGUGGCUUGCAAAUCUUCGAAAACCUUCUUAA
This is a messenger RNA of Leptosia nina, 558 nucleotides long. NCBI's taxonomy places the organism in Eukaryota, Metazoa, Arthropoda, Insecta, Lepidoptera, Pieridae. The record is from the annotation of a GenBank genome assembly.